AUGGAUCAGUGCAAUGAUGGGACUCGACGGCAGUCGGAAAUCGGAGACGCUGAGUCAGCGAGAGCUCCCGCGUCAGCUCGCCUGCCUGUUAAGCUAUCCAGGUCCCGGCGAAUCGUCAUUGCUGAACCUCAACAUCUGCUGCGCUUCUUUGACCGUCUUUCGUAUUUCUCAUCGUCGACCGGUUUCAAUUCCUUCAUCAACACUGACUUUACAAUGGAUCACUUCCCAGGAACCUGGGGCCGACCCCGAAACGAUGUCUACGGAGCCUACGACCCAUCAUAUCUCCAGACUACUGGGCCCAAGACACAUACCACUUCCCCUGCCGUGACUGGUACAUCAGUGGUGGGUGUGGUGUUCAACGGAGGUGUCGCUAUAGCCACCGAUAACUUGGCUUCAUACGGUUCUUUGGCCCGAUUCACGGACACAAAGCGGCUACGUGUGUUUGGCGAACAGGCCGUCGUCGGCUUCGGCGGCGACGUGUCCGACAUGCAAUACAUUGAUCGUCUCCUUGAAUCGAUGGACAUUCGCGAGAACUACUCCUCUCACGGCAACACGCUCAACGCCAAAAACCUGCACACCUACCUCGCAAAGGUUUUCUACAAACGUCGAUCGGAGUUCAACCCCCUCUGGAACCACGUGCUGGUUGCCGGCUUCGACGGCGAGGGCAAGCCAUUCCUCAGCUCUGCAGACCUGCUCGGCACCACGUUCUCUGCGCCUCACCUGGCGACCGGUUUCGGUGCUCAUUUGGCGGUUCCUAUCCUCCGUCGGCUGUUCCCCGAGGAGAAGCCCGUGGAGGAGAUUACCCAGGAAGAGGCGGUGGACGCACUUAAGCAGUGCAUGAAGGUCCUCUUCUACCGGGAUGCCCGGAGUACGGACAAGUACUCGAUAGCCGUUAUCACGAAGGACAAGAUUGAUUUGAAGGAGGACGAACAGUUGGAGAGUCAGAGCUGGGCCUUUGCCGAGAGAAUCAAGGGUUACGGGCGUCAGACGGUCUAG
Penicillium oxalicum is the source of this 996-nucleotide messenger RNA. RefSeq names its product proteasome core particle subunit beta 7 (gene pre4). Bases 1 to 996 code for a protein of 331 amino acids. Lineage: Eukaryota; Fungi; Ascomycota; Eurotiomycetes; Eurotiales; Aspergillaceae. The transcript has 3 exons. The record is from RefSeq and is a predicted model, not a curated record. Gene Ontology annotation, cellular component: proteasome core complex.